GAUAAAAUCAUAAUUUAAAAACUGUUUUUAUAUUUACUUAUGUUAUAUUUGGCUGAUGUGAAAGUUUGUUUGAUAAUCUGAAAAAUGUAAGUAUGACAAGAAAGCAAAAAAGAAACAAAAGAAAUCUGUAGGGGGCAAUUGUUUUUUUCACGCCACUGAAUCAACAUUCAGAAUUUAAUACAAAUUGAAUACAUUUUUGAGUGGUUUUCGGAGAGUUUUGUGGUAGGUUAAGUGAUCUAUGUUGGAAUUAUGUUACAUUUUGGGUGAAUGGAAAAGGCGAAAAUCAUUUCAAACAUUCAUUCUACUUUUCCUCCUCCAGCGUUUGCUUCUCCAGGAGUUGCGUCAGGCUGGAUUAAGUUCAAUAAGAUUAACUCCACCGAGCCCAGUGUCCCACACAGAGGCUCCUCACGCCUUCCUCCAAAACCACAAUGGCCACGUUCUGCUUAGCGCUAGCUGCCCUGCUAAUUUCCAGUGUUUUUCAUUCUGCCUUCAGUUUCUGCGUGACGGGAUGCUCCUGUAUGGAGGACAGUUUCGGCAGAUCUUUAUCAUGUAUGGAAACAGCCUUGGCAUCCAUACCCCAGAACAUACCUGGAGAUUUCAUAAAGAUACGAAUCGAGAACUCCCACCUGACUGAAAUUCCCCAGAGAGCGUUCUUUACCGUCAGUGCCUUGGACUCACUGUGGCUGAACUUUAACGACAUUGCCCUGAUGAACGCCAAGAGUCUGGAGGGUCUUAACAACCUGACCGAACUCAGACUGCAGGGCAACAAGCUGAGGUCCGUACCGUGGACGGCCUUCCAGGACGCGCCCAACCUCAAAAUCCUGGACCUGAAGCACAACCGGCUAGACGUGCUGCCGGAACACGCCCUGCGCCACCUGCCCGCGCUGACCUAUUUAGACUUAUCCUUCAAUCAGCUUAAGGUCAUAUCCCGGGACGUUUUCCUAAACUGGCCGCGCUACCGCCCACAGACGCAUGGCAGGAGGGAGGAGGAUGCAGCCAAUGUUGUGUUAGCAUUGCACGACAACCAGUGGCUCUGCGACUGCCGCCUCAAGGGCUUUGUCGAGUUCAUCAAAUCCGUCAGUCCUCCCAUCAUCCUGAUGAACUCCUAUCUGACAUGUUCUGGUCCGGAUUCCAGAGCAGGGAAGUUCUUCCACGAGCUGGAGCUAAAGACCUGCCUGAAGCCACAGACGUCCACUCCAGAAGUGAACAUCACGCUGCCGCUGGGAGCAAAUGUUACGCUGCGCUGCUUCGUAAAGGCCAGGCCUGAUCCGGUGGUGCAGUGGAGCUACAGCCUAAAGACCAUCAGAGGAUUUACAGUCUCGCAGUCUCAGGUGGGCGAGGACACCAUCGGUUCUGCCCUGAUAAUCCCCUCAGUUCAUGUGGCUGACCGUGGCCUCUACACAUGCACUGCCAACAACUUCAUUGGCAACUCCUCUGUGAGCAUUCAGCUCAACGUUCUCUCUACCAACGCCUCCUUCCCCUUGUCCCCCAGCUUUCCUCUGGCCUCCGCUGACCAGAACGUCUACAUCGACAUCCGAAUCGCCAAGCAGACCGUGUACGGUAUCACUGUGGAAUGGUAUGCUGCGACAGAGAACCCCACAGAGACCUGGUUCACCAUCCACUUCGGCCGCUAUGACUCCCCGAAGAAAGAGAUGCUUUACGUCGGGCCGGGAAUCAACAGCUACUCCGUGAACGACCUGCUGCCGGUCACCAAGUAUGAGGUGUGCGUUUCCCUAAAAAACCAGCCUCCUCGAUCGGAGCAGUGCAUUGUGUUCGUGACAGGAAGUGGAACCAAUGAACUGGAGCAGCGUGAGAGACUCAUUCACAUCAUCGUGAUCGUUUGUGCCAUGGUGCUAGCAGUCCCUGCGGGCAUGUAUGCCUGCACCACCAACACCAGGCUCAGCUGCUUUGACCGCUGCACGGGACUCUGCAAGAGGAAGAAGAAGGGCGGGAAUCUGGGGGACCGGCAGGGAACUUUCGACAGUUUGCAGGCCGCCAGCGACGAAGGAUUGUGCAGAGACUCUGGAGAGGAGAGGAAAAUGAGGCGGCGGUCCGAAGACAAACCCCACAAGGGCAACAGUGCCCAACUGUACUGACUGACCACCUGUACUAACUGCUGUUCUAACUGACCAUGUGUACACAGUCUCAAGUAAAAGUUGAAGUCAGCUAUAGAACCUCCAAAUGAGGUGCUGUACAUUGGGUGGUACAGUGUGUUGUCCAGUGUGUGGUGAAGCUUUAGAUAUUAUCUUGACCCUUUACAUUCUAUUAAGUGUCUUAAAUAUUUAAUAUUUUAUAUACAAUUAAAUUGAGACCAGUAUUUAAUAUUUAUAAUGAGCUGAAUAAAAUAAUGAAACAAAUAACAAUUGCUUUUAAAAAGUACAAAAUUCAAUCAGACACUUUGGCCAGAAAGUUUUGGCCAGAAAGUUUUGAAAAAACAAAUUCUGGUAAUGUUUUUGAUGGUUUAGGCUUUAAAGAGGAAUUUAUUUUCUGUAUAUUAUUUUAUUUACAUAUUUUACACUUGCAAAAUGUUUAAAUGUUUGAAAUAAAUGCAAUUAAAUGUGUUAUGUCUUUAGAAAAGACGAAUCUGGUGUUUUAUGAUUUCUACUCUCAUCUAUCAGACAUUUUUCUUAUGUUUUUCUUGUGUUGUAAGAUUAAAAUAUUUCAGUUUCUUAAACUCA
This is a messenger RNA of Astyanax mexicanus (Mexican tetra), 2678 nucleotides long. Its product is annotated as leucine-rich repeat, immunoglobulin-like domain and transmembrane domain-containing protein 2. Bases 429 to 2096 code for a protein of 555 amino acids. The transcript is spliced from 3 exons. Gene Ontology annotation, molecular function: protein binding. The record is from RefSeq and is a predicted model, not a curated record. NCBI's taxonomy places the organism in Eukaryota, Metazoa, Chordata, Actinopteri, Characiformes, Acestrorhamphidae.